CAAUGCCGAGGUGGCUAGAGACAAAACUUUGUAACCCGGUACUUGUUGUAAAACGUUUUGAGAUCAUUUUCGAGACACUGCCAGAGUUGCAAUGUUGCAGGAAAACAAUAAUAACCAAUAAUCAAUAUGUAUGGCUGACAUAGAGGGCCCGAAAUCUAAUUUUUGCUCCGAGUCCCAAUGGAGGCGUGCGUGGCUAGGCUCUGGACUAACUACAACGUCUGCACCGACGUGUAUCAUCAUAGUAAUAACCGGAGGACAUUUUCGUUUUACGUCUGGUGACAUGGUCCAAGUGGCACUUCACAAAGUCGCCGUCCUCCCCGGCGGGUUGAGGCUGCCCGGUUCCGUGUGAUGGCUCCACAGUGACAUCACUGUUUUUCCCUCUCCGUCAGAACUUCUAGUUGCGACAAAUCCAAAGCAGGGCACGGAGGGCUCCACUUCUGUGACUUGAAUACACCGGGAACGUGACCUGAAAAGUUGACAUGUUGUUUUAUACACACAUGGGCCGCAUUAUAAGCACGGAGGCGAUAAGAUGCAGAUGAAAGACAAAUCAAGUGGAUGUAAAUAGUUGUCCAGAGAAGACUCCAAGAAAGUAGCCACUUGGACUGGGACCCAAACAUCUAUCAGAUGAGCACCAUGGAUCUCAACAAAGAGAGGAAAUGGUCCAAGCUGAGGGGUCACCUGCAUAUGAUGGGCUAUAAUCACUAUUUAGGAGCAGAAUCGGUCCCCCUUGUUGAGAAACUUUUCAGUGAUCUGGUCCACACGACCGAAACCCUGAACGAAUCUCAAAGGUCGACAGACAAGUCGGAGAAAGAAACCCAAAACUGUGACGUCCGCUUGGCUCGGGAGAACCAAAACCUUCACCUUGAGCUCAUGAUGGUGAAGGGCGAGAAAGCCCACAUGACCAAAGAGUUGAAGAUCUACAUCACGAAGCUGGAUGACGAGCUUGCUUUGCUGACGUCUUUGAACAAGCGGUAUUCGCAAAAGAUCCACAGUCUGGAGAAGGACUGCAAAGAAAAGGCCAGGAUCAUCCGCCAGUUACGAAGGAAGAAUUUGAAUGGUGGGGCACUUCACGCAGUGUCUCCAUCUGAUGAUCCGCAUGCAGCCGACCUGCAGCAGGAAGAACUCACAAAGUUAAAAACAGAACUGGAAAAUUCUCAGGAACACAUACAACUCUUAAGUAGCCAAAUCGAUGAACUGCAAGAGACCAACGUCACGCUGGAACAAAAGCUCAAGGGAGCGGGGCACAAGUCCUCGGGCAAAGUGGCCGAUCUCACCUCGAAGAAUCACGAACUGUGUCAAGAGAUCACGGACAUACGCAACCUCGCCAGGAUGAUGGAGAUGGAGAAGAGGCAAAAGUUGAAAACUGCCGACAUGAAAUUGCAAGAUCUGAAAGAUGUUAACUGGAAGCAACAGGAAGUCAUUAAAAACCUGGAGGAUCAGCUCAGUAAAAAAAGAACGGCUUCAGAUCUACCAGAUGAAGACAAACAGACACCAAGGACUGUUGGCCGUCAGGGCAACAUUCACGUUGAAGCUUCUGACCUGGAUUUGAUCAAAUCCCAGCUUGAAGAUCAGUUGGGGGAUCUCAAAGAGCAGAAUGAAAAUUUUAAGGGAAUGGUGGAUUUACUGGCGGCAGAGAAGAGCAGGCUGCAGGAUAAAGUGCAGAAGAUGAUGUCUCUUGAGAAAGUCUUGGUGCUGGAGUUGGAGGGCUGGCGGACAAAAUACGGCAUUUGUGGAAGGGCACGCUCGCCAUCGCGUCUGGAUGCUUUUGUAAAGAGUUUGGAGGAGGAAAGGGAUCACUAUCGCCGGGAGGCUGAACACUAUAAAUACGUUAGCGUGUCCAGCAGCUCCAGUCGCAGUCCAGACCGGCAGAGGAGUCACGCAAUCGAGAAAACAAAACAACAGCCUGAUUACCAAAACUCCAACCCACCUGAUGAAAUUUGCAACCUGAAAGAGGCUCUCAGACUGGUAGAAGAAAAUCUCCACCAGGUGACAAAAGAAAAAAUCUCUCUAAUGGAAGAAUUGAACGAAAUGCGGAAGGCCCACCAAAGGUUAAACACGCCUCCGGGAAUCCUGAACCCGAAGGAACUGUUCAAACAGGCGGCAAAAAAAAUCCAACAGUUGACGAAAGCAAAUGACGGACAGAUGGAGGAAAUUGAGCCCGAGCGACGCAAAUCGAAUACAGAGAUCUCAAAUCUGCCAUCGGAAGAAAACAUCCAACACGCGACAGCAGAAGAAGACGCGCCGGAGGAGGAAUUUCGGCCCGAUCGGCGUGAUUCGACCAUGUCUGCUGAAAUCCUCGACCUGAAAGAGGAGCUUAGGCUGGCUGAAGAUAACUCCCAGGUGUUGAUGGCUGAAAAAGACUCACUCAUGGAAGAGUUUCAGCAAAAGCAGCUGGAGUGUGAGCAACACAGUUUAGAGAUGUCAAACAUCCAGGAGCGCCUUAAAAUGGCAGAAGAGAAAAUCCAGCAGCUGACGGGGGAAAAAGAAGCACAAAUGGAAGAGUUGAAGCGAAUGCGGGGGCAGCUGGCAGCACCAUCUGCUGAAAUCACCAAACUGAAAGAAGAGCUCCGCCAGGCAAAGGACCGAAUCCCGCAGGUGUCGACUGCAAAAGAUCCGCUGAUGGAGGAACUGAAGAAAAUGCAGCAGGAGCAUGAAAAGCAACUCUCGGACGUCUCUGCCGAAAUCUCAAAACUGAAAGAGGAGCUUCAACGGGCAGAAGAAAAGAUCCACCAGUUAACCUCUGAAAAAGACUCACUGGUGGAGGAGUUGAAGCAAAAGCAGCUCCGGCAUGAGGAGAAUGACUCAAAGACAUCUGCUCAGAUGGUCAUGCUAAAAGAAAAGCUUAAAAACGCAGAAGAGAAAAUUCAGCAGGCAAGGUCAGAAAAAGACACAAAGACGGAAGAAUUGAAGAAAAUGCAGAUACAGUUCGACAACGACAGAUUAAGUACAUUUGAUAAAAUCGCAAAACUCAAAGAGCAACACAACUUGGCUGAAGAACAAGUCCAUCUAAUGAAGGAUGAAAAACAGUCGCUGAUGGAGGAACUGAAGCAACAGAAGCUACAGCAUGAGCAACACACCUCCAACACAUGUGCUGAAAUCUCAGACCUGAAAGAGAAGCUCGGAGUGGCCGAAGCAAAAAUGCAGCAAGUGACGGCAGAAAAAGACACGCAAAUGGAGGAAUUUAAGCAAAAGCAACUGCAAGAUGUGGAGAACCACUCAAAACAAUCCGACGAACUGUUCGCGCUCAAAGAGAAAAUUACAAAGACAGAAGAAAAACUGCAGCAGGUGAAAUCUGAAAAAGACACGCAGAUGGAAGAAUUGCAGAAAAUUCAGGUGCAGCACGACGAGCAGCACUCGAAAGCCUCCGCGGAAAUCGUAAAACUAGAAGAGAAGCUCAGACUGGCGGAAGAAAAAAUCCAAGUGGUGAAAGGUGAAAAAGACUCACUGACGGAAAAAUUGGAGCUGCAACAGAGUACUCAUCAAAACUCAAAUACAGCCAAUGAAGUUGUAAAACUAGAAGGGAAGCUGACAGCAACAGAAAAAGAAAUCCAGCAGUUGACGGCUGAAAAAGACUCGCUGGCGGAGGAACUGAAGCUCCUGCAGCUGCAGAAUGAGCAACUCACCGCAAGCACCUCUGCUGAAAUCUCGAAACUGAAGGAGAGUCUCCGACUCGCAGAAGAAAAAAUCCGGCAGGUGAAGGAGGUAAAAGACUCACAGUUGGAGGAACUUGAGCCACUUGACCAAAGCUCUGACGAAGUUUUCGAACUGAAAGACAAGCUCAGGCUGGCUGAGGAAAAAAUCCAGCUGGUGACUGCGGAAAAAGACUCACUGAUGGAGGAGUUGAAGAAACGGCAAAAGACAAGUUCAAGUACAGCUGAUGAAAUUGCACAGCUGAAAGAGAAGCUGAGACUGGCGGAAGAAAACAUCCAGCAGUUGACCAGAGAAAAAGACACAAAAGAAGUCGAGGAGCAAAAGCAGAACCAACUCGAUGACCAAAGCGCAAAUGUGGCUGCUGAAAUUGUGAAACUGAAAAAAAAACUUCAACGGAGAGAAGACAAAAUCCUGCAGUUGACCAAAGAAAAGGACUCCAAUGAGGUCGAGCAAAAGCAGAAGCAAUUAGAGGAGCAAAGCGCAAUUGUGGCUACUGAAGUAGUUCAACUGAAAGAGAAGCUGAAACGGGCGGAAGACAAAAUCCAGCAGGUGGCAGUCGAAAAAGAUUCGCUGAUCAAGGAGCUGAAGCAAAAGUCGAGUUCAAAUACAACUGAUGAAGUCUCCGACCUGAAAGAGAAGCUCAGACUGGCUGAAGAAAAAAUUCAUCAUGUUACAUCUGAAAAAGACUCACUGACGGAGGAACUGAAGCAAAAGUCCAGUUCUAACACAUCCGAAGAAAUCUCCAACCUGAAAGAGAAGCUGAGAUUGGCUGAAGAAAAAAUCCAACAGGUGACAGUGGAAAAAGAUUCACUCAAAGAGGAAUUGAAGAUCCGUGGCGAUCAAAGAUCAAAUACGUCUGAUGAAGCUUUGAAUAUUUUGCGAGAGAAGCAGCGGGUGACGGCUGAAAAAGACUAUCUGAGGGAGGAAUUAAAGGGCGGGGAGAUUUCCACGCUGCAGUACGGACGUGGACACGAAAACAGGAUUCUCGACCUGCAGAAUCUCAUUCGUAGUCUGGAGCAGGAGAACCUGGAGCUGCGUUCACAGGUUUUCGCGCUACGGGACCGCGAACGGGAUGUGGAGCGGCAAAUGGACGCUCGCUCUGCUGCGCUGGUUCAGAAUGCGGAGGACGCGGCACGGCAGAGGAGAGCGGCGUCCGGUCUUCGGCGCCAGCAGGAGCAGAUUCAGGACGCGCUGUUGGACCUCCAGCAAAUGCUGUCUGUAAAGAACGACGAGUUGCACGCCGCUCACAGCCAGAUGGAAAAACUGGAGGACGUCAUCGAGUCGCUGAGUCAGCAGCUUUACCAACACAAGCAGGAAACGGAGGUCCUUCGCAUCUCUUUCUCGGCGUUGUGUAUAAAAAAGGACGUCGUGCAGGAGGAGGUGGCCAAAAAGAGCAAAAAGCUGGAGGUUCUCCAGGAGCAGCUCGCCAAGAAGCUGGAGGUGGAAGUGAACAGCCGCAAGAGGGAGCUGGCUGCUCAGAGGGUACUGGAGAACCACCAGGAGGCGCUCUCGAGACUCAAAAGAGACAACGAGUUGAUCAUCGGCGAGUACAGGAGGCUGCAGGACGACGUGGCCGCCGUGACGCUGGAGAAGCAAGCCGCUCACGAGGAGACGGAAGCGGCUUUACGCGAACGCGAUGAGCUCAGGCAAAGAGUCCAUUCCUACGUCAAUACCGUGUCCAGGAUUGAGAACGUCUUGAAGAUGAAGGAUCAGGAGAACCUGGAGCUCACGGAGCGCUUCCGCACGGCCUGUUCGGACCUGCAGGAACGGGAGAACCGGCUGCAGCACGCGGAGGGCCUCAUCGGCUCCGUCCGCCUGGAGCUCCUCUCGUCCGAGAAGGAACGGCAGCACCUCCGCGAAGCCCUCGUCCACAAGGACCGAGAGAUCCAGCAGGGUAUGCAGGAGAAUUGCAGUCCAGUUGAACUAAAAGGGAACUUCUUGGCCUUUCUAGCAUGCGCAGGACUCGCAGACGUACAAGGAGCAAGCGGCCAUGUUCGCCCACGCCGUUUCCCAACUGGAGGAGGACCUCCGCGUACUCCAGGAGGAGAAAGCGUCUCUCCUGGCCGACCUCGCGUCGGUCAGGGAGCUCUGCGUCAAAAUGGACUCGGACAAGGAGAUGGCCGCCCGGCGACUUUUGCACAAGAGCAUGGAGCUGGAAAGGGCCACCACCAGGCAGGAGGACGCUCUGACGGAGGCGGCGCUCCUGAAGGAGCACCUGGCCAGCGAGAAGCUGGCGCUGCGCAACACGGAGGCCAUGCUGGCCUCCAGCCGGCAGGAGAUGUUCCAAGCCCACCAGGCGGCCAGCGACAAGGACGCCGAGCUCAAGGCCCUCCGCCACAGGCUCACGCUGGCCGAGAACAAGAUCGUGGCCCACGCGAGGGAGGUGACCAAUCUGCGGGGGAAAGUCACUCAGCUGCAGACCAAGAUGGAGGUCCUGAGCAGCAAAGGACACGAACGCGAGGCCCUUCGCGACCCGCCCUCAUCCGACAUCUCCUUCAGGCCCUUGAGGGCCUCCUCGCCCGUCGACCACACGGCCGUUCCUCAUCAGAUGGCCCCCGACAGCCUCGUACAAGAAGAAGAAAUCAACCUGACAGAAGACCUCCAAAAGAAAGGCCGUAGUCCCACAACACCCACCACGUGAUUGCGCUUCCAUUCUGUGAGGCUUCAGGUUGCUUUGCUGCCAUCUUGUGGUAACCGUUGAAAAUUACUUUACACACCGAUUUGUACUAGUUCCACAUUGCCAAGGAUCAACGGUACACUCGUAGCAAAUUUGCGCAUUCCCUCUUCCUUCCGAUCGUGGGCCGGUCAAGUCCUGAUGGAUUCGACUAAAAGAUGAUCCCGAGUGAAUAUCCUGGCCCACAUCUUACUUCGAAUAAUUCGUAACCACUUCAAAGUUGCUAAAACGGCGCCAAACGUUUAGGUCGGGUCAGUGUUACGAGUUCAAUUUUUGACAUCGGCUUUUGGUUUCAUUUCAAACGUACUGAAGACACUCAGAAAAAGGAACACUCAAAAAAAAAAAAAAACAUAUUUGAAAUGUAAAAUUAUAUUUUGCAUUUUAUUCACAUUUUACCCUUCUUUUUAGGGCAUUUGUUGUGAGGCAAUACAAUUACAAAUUGUAUAAAGCAAAGUUAUGAUUUAUUCAUUCCGUUUGUAUAACUUAUGAACCACAUAGUGCUAACACUGCCCACUAAGAAAAUGACACUUUGUUUAUAUACGUAUAAACAAAUAUUGUCAUCCAAAAUGUUUUUUUAAAUUAAAAAUUCAGAGAUAAAUGCUUUUCAUUGAAAGGCUACUGUAUUUAAAAUUUUAUUUUUAUUUUAUUUGAAUUUUUUAAAUCUUGCCAAGAGGAAAUGAACAGGGGUGGACAAAAAAAAAAAAAAAAAAAAAAAAAAGGAAAAAGAGCAGCCCCAAUAAAGGUUACGCCAGGUGAGGUUUAUGUUCAUAUUUUUCAAUGUUCACGCUCUAUAUUUUAAUUGAUUAAACAAGAGCAGAAGCGUUUACCUUUCUGUUGAUGGUGAAAACAUGAACACGGGUCAACGUGACCCGUGUUCAUUUACGGUGGAAAAUUUUGGCAAAAAUUGUCAAUUCAGCAAAGAAAAAAAAUGGAUACAUACAUAUACAAACUGUACAAUUCAAGCAUAAUUCUGUGGUUUAAUAAAUACAAAUUGGCAAAUGCUG
Syngnathoides biaculeatus (alligator pipefish) is the source of this 7329-nucleotide messenger RNA. RefSeq names its product centrosomal protein of 135 kDa-like. The transcript has 43 exons. Bases 625 to 6270 code for a protein of 1881 amino acids. NCBI's taxonomy places the organism in Eukaryota, Metazoa, Chordata, Actinopteri, Syngnathiformes, Syngnathidae. The record is from RefSeq and is a predicted model, not a curated record.